This is a messenger RNA of Cucumis melo (muskmelon), 339 nucleotides long. RefSeq names its product cysteine proteinase inhibitor A-like. Gene Ontology annotation, molecular function: cysteine-type endopeptidase inhibitor activity. The transcript has a single exon. The record is from RefSeq and is a predicted model, not a curated record. The coding region runs from base 1 to 339 and encodes 112 amino acids. Lineage: Eukaryota; Viridiplantae; Streptophyta; Magnoliopsida; Cucurbitales; Cucurbitaceae.
AUGUCGAUCAUGUCCGCUUUUAAACCGAUUGAGGAUAUCAAUGAUAAUUUGGAAGUGCAAGAUUUAGGAAACUUGACAGUGGAUGACCAUAACAAGAAAACAGGUGAAAAUCUGAAGUUCGUGCGUGUGGUGAAUGGUUUAGCUGCAUCAUUUUCUGACCCAAUAUCUCCUCUUGGAGGGGUACUAUAUGAGCUUGUGUUGGAGGCUAUAACCACCAGCAAAAUCAAUUGGACAUAUAAGGCCAGGGUGUCGAAAUCUAAGGCUAUCACCCCACCCUUUCACAUGUUGUAUAGCUUCCAAUCUUUUAAACCUGUUCUCGAGUACGAGCACCAACACUAA